GGGGAGGGCCAGGCCAGGCCAGGGCUGCGAAAGGGACAGGCCAGGCCAAGGCAGGGCUGGGAAAGGGCCAGGCCAGGCCAAGCUAGAGCUAGGGGAGGGCCAGGCCAGGGCUGGGUGGGGGCCAGGAUCUGGCCUGCAGAGGGGCAGCCAGCACCCGUCACUGGCUCCCUCCAGGCCAGGGGACAGGCAGUACCAAGGGGGGACGGGCAGGGAAAGCAGGCCAGGAGACUGCCCCCGACACACCCCAUAUCCCCAGCAGCUGGGUCAGUCUGCGUUACAGCACCCACAGAUCCACCUUCUCACCCAGUGCUAGCAGAGGCGCCCCCCUCACACACUCACUGCCCUAGGGCCACAUGGCAGAGGCCCCCGGCUGCCCCUCGGCGAGGCCCCCCAUGGAAGCCCGGCAUAGGCAGUGCCCCAACCCUGUGGGCACCAGCACACUAGGGCCCCCCAAUCCCCACAGCGCUGCACCCCCUCAGGGCAGCCCAGCACCCCGCUGGCAGGAGCAGGAGGUGGGCCUGUCCUCCCCCCACAGGGACAGGGCCCAGGGGCUUUUCAGAAUACUUUAUUUUGUACAUAUGGUUCGUUAGCAUACGGCAGCCCUGCCCCCGCUCGCACCCCAGAGGUGGGAGGGGCUGAAAGCUGGGGGGGGCUGCAAUUGGUGGCUCCUAGGCUGGGAGGGGCCGCAUUGCCCUGGCAGAGGGGAAGAGCUGGCUCCUGGGGAGCCCCCAGCCUGUGGCCAUAGAUGUGGGGCUCCGUGGGCAGGGGGGGCAGGCAGGAUUGGAGGAUCCCCUGGAGACUAGCGGGGAACUGGGCUGGGGACGUGCUGCACCGGGCAGGCCUGGGGCACGAGUCCCUGGAGUAACACGGAGUGAGACGCGCCCCCAGCCAGGGCCUGGCAGAGACCAGGGCAACCCCCACACUGCCCAGCCCCCGCCAGGUCCCACGACACCUCACUGCCCCCAGCGCUGGGCUCGGCCGCCCUGUCCCCUGAAACCAGCCACAGAAAUAAAGUGCAGAUCAACUCUAGCGAGAAGGGAGACACUGGGGGGAGGGGAGCUGGAGGGCAGAUCGGGAGGGACAGCUGGGGGGUCACUGGUGGGCGCAAAGCUGGGAGACACUGGACAGGUGGGGGUGCUGGGGAGCACAACAGGUGUUGCUGGGGGCACACGUGGCAGCAGGUUGGCAUUGCAGGGGCAGGUGUCGCUAGUGGACACCAGGGGGGCUGGGCAGGCAUUGCUGGUGGGUACAGAGGGUGGGCAUUGCUGGGCAGCACUGGAAGCAAUGGGUGGGGGGCGGGUGUUGCUGGGCUGUACAAGGGGGCGGGUGUCGCUGGGUGGCUCACAGGCAGGUGUUGCUGCGUUGUACAGGGGGCGGGUGUUGCUGGGUUGUACAGGGGGUGUUGCUGGGUGGCUCAGAGGUGGGUGUUGCUAGGUUGUACAGGGGGUGGGUGUUGCUGGGGUGUACAGGGGGGGAGGGUGGAGCUGAGGGACUCGGAGGUGGGUGUUGUUGGGUUGUACAGGGGGCGGGUGUUGCUGGGUGGCUCAGAGGCAGAUGUUGCUAGGUUGUACAGGGGGUGGGUGUUGCUGGGGUGUACAGGGGGGGCGGGUGGAGCUGAGGGACUCAGAGGCGGGCGUUGCUGGGUUGUACAGGGGGCGGGCGUUGCUGGGUGGCUCAGAGGCAGAUGUUGCUAGGUUGUACAGGGGGUGGGUGUUGCUGGGGUGUACAGGGGGGGAGGGUGGAGCUGAGGGACUCGGAGGUGGGUGUUGUUGGGUUGUACAGGGGGCGGGUGUUGCUGGGUGGCUCAGAGGCAGAUGUUGCUAGGUUGUACAGGGGGUGGGUGUUGCUGGGGUGUACAGGGGGGCGGGUGGAGCUGAGGGACUCAGAGGUGGGCGUUGCUGGGUUGUACAGGGGGUGGAUGGUGCUGGGGGACUCAGAGGCGGGUGUUGCUGGGUUGUACAGGGGGUGUUGCUGGGGGACUCAGAGGCGGGCGUUGCUGGGUUGUACAGGGGGCGGGCGUUGCUGGGGGACUCAGAGGCAGGUGUUGCUGGGUUGUACAGGGGGCGGGUGUUGCUGGGGGACUCAGAGGCGGGUGUUGCUGGGUUGUACAGGGGGGUGGAUGGUGCUGGGGGACUCAGAGGUGGGAGUUGCUGGGUUGUACAGGGGGCGGGUGUUGCUGGGGGACUCAGAGGUGGGUGUUGUUGGGUUGUACAGGGGGGCGGGCGUUGCUGGGGGACUCAGAGGCAGGUGUUGCUGGGUUGUACGGGGGGGUGUUGCUGGGUUGUACAGGGGGUGUUGCUGGGAGGCUCAGAGGCGGGUGUUGCUGGGUUGUACAGGGGGGCGGGUGUUGCUGGGGGACUCAGAGGCGGGUGUUGCUGGGUUGUACAGGGGGUGUUGCUGGGAGGCUCAGAGGCGGGUGUUGCUGGGUUGUACAGGGGCGGGUGUUGCUGGGAGGCUCAGAGGCGGGUGUUGCUGGGUUGUACAGGGGCGGGUGUUGCUGGGGGACUCAGAGGCGGGUGUUGCUGGGUUGUACAGGGGGUGUUGCUGGGAGGCGCAGAGGCGGGUGUUGCUGGGUUGUACAGGGGCGGGUGUUGCUGGGAGGCUCAGAGGCGGGUGUUGCUGGGUUGUACAGGGGGUGUUGCUGGGAGGCUCAGAGGCGGGUGUUGCUGGGUUGUACAGGGGCGGGUGUUGCUGGGAGGCUCAGAGGCGGGUGUUGCUGGGUUGUACAGGGGGUGGGUGUUGCUGGGGGACUCAGAGGCGGGUGUUGCUGGGUUGUAAGGUGGGGGUGUUGCUUGGGGACUCAGAGGCGGGUGUUGCUCGGUUGCACAGGGGGCAGGUGUUGCUGGGGGACUCAGAGGCAGGUGUUGCCGGGUUGUACGGUGGGGGUGUUGCUUGGGGACUCAGAGGCGGGUGUUGCUGGGUUGUACAGGGGGGCGGGUGUUGCUGGGGGACUCAGAGGCAGGUGUUGCUGGGUUGUACAGGGGGAGCGGUGUUGCUGGGGGACUCAGAGGCGGGUGUUGCUCGGUUGUACAGGGGAGCGGUGUUGCUGGGGGACUCAGAGGCGGGUGUUGCUCGGUUGUACAGGGGAGCGGUGUUGCUGGGGGACUCAGAGGCAGGUGUUGCUGGGUUGUACAGGGGGGCGGGUGUUGCUGGGGGACUCAGAGGCGGGAGUUGCUGGGUUGCACAGGGGGCAGGUGUUGCUGGGGGACUCAGAGGCGGGUGUUGCUGGGUUGUAUGGUGGGGGUCUUGCUGGGGGACUCAGAGGCGGGUGUUGCUGGGUUGCACAGGGGUGCUGAUGGGCAGGAUAUGCUGCACCUCAGGGAGAAGGAUCAAGGCCCCCAGCCCCCACAGCCCCACUGACCCUCUAGCCCACACGGCUGGGGGGAGGUGAGGCCCCCCAGCAAACACC
This is a messenger RNA of Gopherus evgoodei (Goodes thornscrub tortoise), 3409 nucleotides long. Its product is annotated as glycine-rich cell wall structural protein-like. The record is from RefSeq and is a predicted model, not a curated record. The transcript is spliced from 3 exons. Bases 1685 to 3391 code for a protein of 568 amino acids. Lineage: Eukaryota; Metazoa; Chordata; Testudines; Testudinidae.